AUGAGUGCUAUUAGCGCACUUGCAGCUCGUAGAAGAGAAGCUGCUAUUUCUGCGCAAACUACACCGCAGCCUUCAGAAUGUGAUGAAGAUCCAGUCUCCAGCAACACCAACUAUUUCAGUCCGCUUCGAAAGGAUGACAGCCAGAGUGGAAAACCAUCAACUCCUAAGAAGAGUGUUGCGAAAGUCCCUCGACAGCAGCGCGGGGCCGAAUCACCAGCCUCUCAUCCUAGAGGUGUUGCUUUAGCAAGCAGAAUUACAGAAAACAUAACACUAGAACUUCCUGGAACGCCUCAGAGAGUAACACAGUAUUCGUCGUUUCGUCUAUCCAAACAAAACCAUCGAGUCAAAGCAGGAGGCGUGAUAGAACUAAGACUAUCGAGCAGUGAGCGAUUUCUCAUUAUUGGAAGUUUUGGAGUUAAAGUUAUCCAAGGCGAGGUGACAUUAGCUGGUGCUACUCUGUAUCCAUCCGACACCAUUGAAUGGGUUCAUGCCCCCCAUUGUCACGCAAUUCCCGUGUUGCGAAGUGCGGAAGAGACGAGACUAGAGCUUCAUCCAGAUCAGAACUCUCGAGGUCUACGCCAAUUAGGUCGUUUGUCACCAUUAUUCAGGAAGAUAUGGAAUGAGCCAUCCGAGGCAGAGUCGGUGACAAAGACCACCAGAGAAGCUACUUUCCAGAUUAUAUAUACCUCAGAAGAUGCCCCUAAGAGAUGCAUUAUCCAAGACUUAGUAUCGCCCCCCGCAUGGAACAAGAAGCUGUCUUCACUUGUAGCAACCAGCCGAAAGAAGCCAUCUUUGUCAACAUUUAUAUGUGGCCCUAAAUCGGCUGGAAAGUCUACCUUUUCACGGCUGUUCUUAAACCGCCUCCUGACAGAUCGAGGUCAAAUUCAACCUUUACGUAAAGUCGUGAUACUCGACCUCGAUCCUGGCCAGCCAGAAUACGCACCAGCAGGAACUUUGUCUCUUGUUUCUGUAAACAAGCCAAACCUAGGCACACCCUUUACACACCCUAAUCUCAAGGGUUCUUCUUUCAACAUUAUUCGCUGUCACUCGAUGGCUUCUGUAUCUCCAGCUUCGAACCCUGAGCUCUACCUGGCAUGUGCAGCCGAUCUUUUUGACACAUACUCCAAAAACUUCGACGGAGUACCUCUUAUUGUGAACACCCCAGGCUGGAUUCUUGGGACUGGUUUGGAUCUGCUAUCUGCACUACUUGAGAAAAUAAGACCCGAAGAAGUAUUGUACAUGUCGCAGGAGGGCCCAUCCGAAACGGUCGAUGUUCUACGUGCUGCGACAGAAAAGCUAUUUACGGAACUCCCUUCUCAGCAAUCUGAGUUCACAUCAAGAACGGCGGCCCAUUUACGAGCGAUGCAGACGAUGUCUUACUUCCACUUGCAAGAAACGGUCCCAAAAACACCGGAACUGUCUGAUGCUCCUCCCAUAUUGAGAUGGAACGCUUCGCCACUUUCUUUUAGACCGCCCUCGCUUGUGCAGUAUUCAUCGCCAAAGCGUGGAAUUCUGGGUUUGAUGUCCUAUGACUAUCAAUGUCCUUCAGAGUUGCUGGCCGAUACGGUAAACGGACUGGUUCUAGCAGCAGUUGAGAUAGAGGAUGUUCAAGCAUUCUCUGGAUUCGUGCCAGAUAAGCCAUCGACCGAAGCACUCUCUGAAUCCACGGACCUGGAUCUGAAAGAAUACCCCCGGCUUUUGCAGCUUAUCUCCACAAGCCCAGAAGCUAUCCCAUUCAUACCCUACUACAAUGAUGCUACAUUGGACCCUCGGUAUUCUCGAACUAUGGGGCUGGUUUUGUUACGUGGCAUCGACACGAAAUCAAAGAAUCUUCAGCUUAUUACACCAAUACCGCUUCAAGAGUUCAGAGAUGUUAAGGCGAAAGGCAGAAACAUCGUCCUUCUUCAUGGAAAAUUCGACGCCCCAAGCUGGGCAUACACAGAGGAUCUCUACGAGAGAGCUGGGACCGAUGAAGGGAACGAUGCAGUGCUGGAAGUUACGGAUGAGGAUACAGAAGAUGAUCGGUCGGAUGCUGAACCAGAAGAGGUUGAGAGGGUUAGUGAUUUGACAGAAGUUCCUUGGGUGGAGGUGUUGAAAGGGAGUCAAAGACGGCCGGUUGGCUCGCGAGUUUGGAGGGUCCGAAGAGAUCUGGGUCGCAACAAUACGGGAGACUAG
This is a messenger RNA of Fusarium sp. VM40, 2175 nucleotides long. NCBI's taxonomy places the organism in Eukaryota, Fungi, Ascomycota, Sordariomycetes, Hypocreales, Nectriaceae. The record is from the annotation of a GenBank genome assembly.